Messenger RNA from Moneuplotes crassus, 573 nucleotides. Lineage: Eukaryota; Ciliophora; Spirotrichea; Euplotida; Euplotidae. The record is from the annotation of a GenBank genome assembly.
AUUUAAUAUAAUUAUGUUGACAAAUUACUUAAAAGAGAUCCCUCGUAGGACCAAUUCUCUCGUCCUUCAUCCUCAUAUUAAGGCCUUUAUCGGAUACAACUUCGUUGCUUAUGGGUUGUACAAGAUGACUUCAGGUCCUACAAAGAAUAACUUCAGGAAAAGAUUAACUAUAGAGCCAGGAAGUGGGCUUAUCUCUCCAGUGACAGCUCAUUUCUUCCCAACUGAUUUCUUCAAUAUGCUAACCACUUCAGCAUUGUUGUAUACUGUAGGAAAUAGGCAUAUCUGGAAAUAUGGUGCCAAUCAUUUCUGGAAAAUAGCUAUUAUUGGAGCUAUUGGAGGAACUCUAUUGGCUAAAAGCGCAAGUAAUAGUGAAUACAGCGGAGCAUUAGCAAGUACAUCAGCUUUGGUAUUUUAUAAUGCAGUAAGAAAUCCAUCUUGGUUCUGGCUCGGAACCUUCCCAACCCUGGUUGCUCUAAUGGCUUAUUCUGUAUACUAUAAUGACAGAGCAUUCGGAGGAGGAGCAUUUGCAGGCUAUAUUGCAUUCUUGUUCGCUUUGUAACCCAUUUAACCUCA